Neltuma alba is the source of this 618-nucleotide messenger RNA. RefSeq names its product E3 ubiquitin-protein ligase MPSR1-like. Gene Ontology annotation, molecular function: ubiquitin protein ligase activity. NCBI's taxonomy places the organism in Eukaryota, Viridiplantae, Streptophyta, Magnoliopsida, Fabales, Fabaceae. The record is from RefSeq and is a predicted model, not a curated record. Gene Ontology annotation, cellular component: cytoplasm. Bases 1 to 618 code for a protein of 205 amino acids. The transcript has a single exon. Gene Ontology annotation, biological process: protein ubiquitination.
AUGUCUUCAGAACCCGGCUCGUCGGCAUCGUCGUCUUCCCCAACCGCCGAUGAAUUGGACGACCACCAGAUUCGAAGGCUUACUCUGCUGCUUCCUUUCAUUUUCAGGGUAGCUGCUCCCCGUCAAAACCACCACGACAAUGAUUCCAUCCUCGAUCUUCCCCUCGGGGUCAUCCUCUUUAACCCUGCCACCAGAACCACCGUCAUGAUCGACCGCUCCCUGGACUUGGACUCGCUGAUCGAGGAGGUCCCCACCAAGCCCGGGCUGUUGCCCGCGUCCAAGGAUUCCAUGGCGGCCAUGCCCACCGUCGCGGUCACUGAAGAAGAUUCUGAGUGUGCGAUUUGCUUGGAAGAUUACGUCACCGGGGAAGAGGCUAGGGAGAUGCCCUGCAAGCACAGGUUUCACCCUCGCUGCAUCGAAAAGUGGUUGGGGAUUCACGGCGUGUGUCCUGUUUGCCGAUUCCCGAUGCCCGUGGACGAUAGGGACGCCGAGCUCCACAGCGGCGAGACGACGGAGAGUGAUGGCGACCUCAUGCAUGCGGGUUCCAACCAUUCCCGGAGCUCCGCGCAUUCUGAUCCUGCUUCUGAUUCACAGAUACGAGAGUCCCAGAGGGGAUGA